AGAGCGCUCCGCAAGCAGUUCUGUUCUCCGUACUCGACCGGAGCUGCUCUCGGCAGUAAACAGCUGGCGACGCGAUGCGUCAGAGCAAAAUGUCGAACGGGACUGCGCCAAGCUAGUUGCCCCUCUACUUCUCUUUGGCACGGUGCAAGAGCUUGAAAAAAAAGUGAACACUCAACGGGCAAGCGUUCGGCGCAUUCGCGGUAUAAAUUCGGCAACGAAGUACACAAGUGUCAGCAACGGUACCUGAAACUCGGGUCCACCGGAAAAUAAAGGCGCAAACGAGAAAAACCCGCGGACGAAAGUGGGGUUUCUUUGUUCCUGUGCUACGGUUCUCUGCGCAUAGGUUCCCGUGCGUGUGGCGCAGCGUUGUUUGUUGUGGUCGGUACGUCACUCUCGGCGUACACACGACUCGGUUGCGAUAUUAAACCAAGAUUCUGGCGUCCUGGAUGAUCCCGAGCCAUUUCGUGCACGGGAUAUAUCGUCCACCGUGUCUUUUUCCGUCUCGGAUCCUCGCCAGGCAACGCACCGACCAGGAGAAAGGAUCGCUGGCCUUUCGUGUACGCGCGAGUGCUUUGUUUUGACGAGCAGCUGAUCCGGGACUAACUCGUUUAUCGCGUCGACGAGUUCUCCAUCGUUGCAACGGUGGCUCGUUUCGAAACAGUUUGAUUGUGUUUCGCGUACACGACGUUGCUGGUCGCGGGGCUGUCUCGCGAACUGUGUUUAAAGGGAUCGCCGAGCCGUGGCAAGCGGAGGCUUACAUCACGGAAAAACGGAGGACGCGAUCGACCGAUGCUUUCGGAGCAACAGUGCAACCUAUACCGUGAACCUCGAUGACAGGACCAACGACGUUGUCAAGAAUCGUUACUCCGUAGUUUAUUAAGCAGACAUCUUCGCGGCGAGUGAUUAUUUUCGGUUUCCAAGGGGCUCUACGCUCCCUCGUUCGUUUUUCGUCACCGACUUCCGGCUCGGACCAAAAAUUCUUCAGUGCCGUCCUGUGAAUAACGAUCGCGCGGAUCGUGCCUCGCUCGAGCUAUAGUUUACCAACUCGAGCUCGUCAAAAAGGCUGUACCAAUUACUACUAAUCUCACCUUACGAGUAUUCCCUGUUCCGAAACCUGUGCGAUUUAUUUCUUUGGUUAUCGAUGAUCUCGUAAUACGUUGCUCUUUUUCGAGCGAUUUACAUAUUUUCUUUUUUUUUCCACUUGAAUCUCAACGAAUCGUUCUCGUUGAAACACGGAAUUGUUUUCAUUUGAACUGACAUUGUGCGCGUACGUACGUGUAUAAAUAGCGUGCGGAAAUACAUAGACGGAGGAGAUCUUUCGCGUCGUUUCUCGUCAGAGCUUUGCUUCCCGUUCUCGUCUUGGCUCGUUUUAUCCGCGAUUCGCGCGCGAUCGCACGAUCGCACAAUUCGUGCGAUACUUCCCGAAGGAGGGCUGCACCGGGAGGUCUCGAACUCUGCGAGAGUUUCGGUGAAUCGACGAGGACGAACGGAUUGGUGGCCGUGAUCGAUGUGGCAUAAACCCGAGGGGGCCGUACUCGCGAGCGGUGGGAAACGUGGGGUACGGCCCCGAUCGAGCUGACUACAGGAGUUGACCCGAGGUGACAGAGGUCUUCUUCUUCGGACGUCGACAGCAAGAUAAGCAUCGCCUGGAUGCCAGUUGAGUCCUUAGGGCGGGUUGGCCGUUUCACCCUUUUCGGACUGGAAGGAGCUUGACCGGCCCGAAGAUGUUGUACAUAUUCCACGUGGACACCGGCACCACCAUCACCUUCGACAUCAAACUGGCCCUGCAGACUGUCUCCCACCUGAAGGAAGCGAUCGAGCGAGAAUGCGGCGUGCACUCUGCGCACCAGGUGCUCCUGAUGAGCGGAGGCGAGAGCCUGGAACUGAACGCCCGUGUGUGCUCCUACUCGGCCGGAACCGACACGAAUCCGAUCUAUUUGUUCAGCAAGGCAGCCAUCGAGAGCCACCUACCACCCGCGCCGAGCAUAGAUUAUGGUUCCGAUGUCGAUCUUCAGAGUCAAAUCGACGCGUCGCUGGCGAUGCCAGCCACUUACCAGACCCUCGUUGCCCGAGCUCAAUUGGCUCAACAGUGCUGCGGAUUGGCACGGGAGCAAACUAGGAUCUGCGAGAGGCUGGUGCACGAUCAACACCUUCAGCAACAAGGCUGGGCCGCCGUGGUGGCGAACCUGGAGGACAUCACGCAGAUGUUCCAGUCGCGGGCAGAUCUUCUGCAACAGAGCUUCGCUGUCUACCUUUCGGAGAGACAGCAGCACAUGGAGCUACUUGAAAACUUCAACGCUGAUCUGGGGACACUCGCGAAGAUUCCAAUUCUGCCAGCGUUACGAGCUCAAGCGGAGGGCCUCUUGAGCCCUGACGACCAACCGAGCCAAUCCGAGAAGGAUUCGGACGGUAGGGACGAAGUUUUGAGCUUGCUUCGAUGGAUUUCAGCAAAGGACAAUCAGAGCAGCUUGGAGCAAGUAGCGGAACAGUGUUCACGGGGCUUGGAGCAGUUCGACGAGAAGGUGAUGGAGGCACUGAAAGUCGAGGUGAACGCGGCCAUAGACAACGCGAACAAGCAGGACAUGAAGGAGAUAAAGGGCUUGGGUGAGAGACUGUUCGCGCUGGAGCAACUGAUGGCGCAGACCAAGAAGCUCGUACUCGAGCAGGGAGAGUUGGCCCAGGGUUUCCAUCAGAAUCAGAGUCGAGCCAACAACUUGGGCGACGCUAGCGUGCUACCCGACCUCUGUACCUCGCACAGACGCCAGCUACUCGUGAUGCUGCAGAAUCACAAUCAGCUGCGCGACAUACGUCGUAGGUGUACCAAAGCGAAGGAGGAGCUCUCUGUGAACAUCUAUCAUCGGCUGAAGUGGAUAAUGUACGUGGAGAACAAGAUGAUGGAGGUGGACGGAAAACUCGUCAUGUAUCACGAGAGCCUGAAGCGUCUGAGGAGACACCUCGAGGUGCUCCAACAGAUCCAUCUGGCGCCACAGAUGUACAUGAACGCGGUAGCCGAAGUCGUUCGAAGGCGAACCUUCUCCCAGGCUUUCCUCGUAUGGGCCAGCAACCUCGCCUGCCAACUCCUCACCGUUCACAGCGAGGAACUGGCCCGUCGAAGGGAGUUUCAGAGCAAAUUCGACGGUCACUUCCUGAACACCCUGUUCCCGGGCCUCGAGGACACGCCGCCACCUUUCGCAACCCAAGCACCGUCCGUUUUCGACAAUGGAUUGCCAAAGUUAACGGAGGACGAUAUGGAGUCUCUGAAAUCGCAGCUACCCGAUCUGGCACUGACCGUCUCCUCGCCAGAUUUGAACAGCAUCACGCAGUUUUUCUUGUCGAAGAGUCUGACCGAGGCCAGCACCGAUGGAAACAAGGAGAAAGACAGUACUUCCAUGCGCGUCGACGUAGCUGCCAAGGAACAGGGACGAACAAGAGGUCCAAUGUUGUCCGACAGGGGUGGUUUCGAGUCGGAGACGGACACAGAGGAAUUCGAGAAGAUCGGGCAGGGCGCCACGGACUCUAAACCAGAGUCCUUCGACGGCGUGAAAGAAAUGCGUCUGAAGCAAUUGGAGGUUGGUGCCUCGCGAAGCGUGUCCCCUGCUUCCUCGACCUCAACUAACGUAUCCUCGCUAAAUUCGAAAGUCGCGGACCUGACGAACCGAUCAUCCUCCUCGAGCGAGCCUGGAUCCUUCCAUUUUCCUAGUCUGACCAUCAGCGAGCGUCCCGCUCAGCUGAGUCCGCUCACCGAGUGCGCUGAAAACGGCGAGUCGAGCUGUCCGAUUCAUCGCGCCACGAACGGUCUUCCCAACUAUCGCGACUUGCCAUCCUCGACGAUGGCCGAGGAGCCGAACUCCCUAAGUCCAAAUCCUUCUUCCUUGACACGGCCCGUGAUGUGCGACGGCCAGCAGCAUCAGCGUCACCAGCUGUCCGGGAGUGGCGGUAGCAGUCCUUCCGUUGGAGUAUGCCCUACCGACUUCGUGGGUACCGAGUAUUACAUGGACGAAUCUCUGCCGAGCAGUCUCAGCGAGCCUCCAGUCGACGGCCAGCACCAGGCUAUCAUUUCCCUUCUCCAGGAGAAUCUUGGCAACACGCGCGAGGAGGUCGAGGGGCUUCGUUCCAUCCUGAAGACGAUGAAAGCUUUGGUGUGCGAGGCGUUGACCUCGGUUCGUCAAGAAUUGGCUGUUAUGAGGGAUCGAUCCACCGAGGACAAGAACGGUCUAUCGGAGAUGACGGAGCGCGUUCGCGAGGCCUUGUCUUUGUACUCGCGCGAGUGCGAUCGUCGUCUUCGCGAACGCGAGCAGGAGCUCACCGUAGACCACGAGCUCGAGAUGUCGGACGUGAAGAAGCUGAUCCAGAGUCGGGAGGAUGAAAUCUGCACGCUGAAACGCAACCUCCUGGACAAGGAAACCGAGCUGGCGGAGCACGAACGUCUAGUCUCCACCAUGCGUCAGAAAUUGGAGACGGAGCAAACCGAGAUGAGAAAUCUUCAGACGCGUUUGCAUCGACAGCUCGAGGAGGCGCUGGAGGAAGCUCGCGGCGAGAAGGAGGCCGCCGUGAAGAAGGCGAACGACGAGAGAUUCGUGGAGAUCGCGUCGUUGACCAACUCCGUGACGCGGUGCCAGAAACGGAUUCAAGAGCUCGAGGACAACUUGAACGCGGCUCGCAGCGAUCAGGAGAGGAUGGUGAAAGACGCUACCGACAAGCUGCAGAUGGAGUAUAAGACCGAGUUGGAUACCAUCAGAAGUCGAUUCAAGCUGAUGACUGCGUCCACCAUGGAGACGAGCUCUAGCGAUUCCAGGCAUGAGAAAAUCGAAAGACCAGACGUCAUCGAACUGACCAGCCACUUGUUGGCCCAGGCGAAGGAGGACUAUGAAAAAGGAAGAGCGGAUUGCGUUGUGAAAUUGGAUCACGAGUUACGAUUAGCGAGGCAAGUGGUCGUGGAGAAGGAUCGCGAAGUGGAGAUGUACAAACUGAGAGAGGUCGCGCUCACCGAAGAGUGUCAACGUUACAAGAGCAUGAUCAGGCGGUUGACAGGGUUCGAGAACGUCAAGAACAUCCUGACCGAAUCCGGAUUCUGUCAGGAGUCCAGCGACGAGGGAUUAGAGAUGAGCGAGGGCAGCCAGGACGAAGGAUUAAAAAGUCUGGAAGCAAAGAAGGACGAGGUGGAGGUGUCGGAGUCGAAGAAAGUGCGAUUGGAAGCGAGCGACGAUCCGAGUUGUCUGUCUAGGAAAAUCGAAAUCCUCGAGAACGACAACAAGAGACUAAACUCCGAGUUGCAGUCGCUUAAAGAGGGCAAGAAGUCGGCAGACGCGAAGAUAGAGGUUCUGAAAGCGGACAAUAGGCAUUUGGAGAUCGAGCUGUACAGGGAACGAUCCAGGAAGAGUUUCGCCACUCCCGAGUCAUCGUCUUCGUUGGGUAGUCGCGAGAAGGAAAUGAAUGCCUCUGUUGCUGUGGUUGCCGAGUCAGGAUCAAGUCGAGACGCUGCGACUAGUCCGGAACCGAAUCGUCGUUGCGACUGCAAAACGUGCUUCUACUCCACGCACGGCCAGAAGAAGAUGAAGAAGCUCGCGUCGAAGCUGGUGGCGCAGGGUCGCAUCACCGUGACCAGUUGCAAUCCAGGGGACAUCGUGCUCGUGUUCUGGGAUCCGACACACGGGAACUAUACCCUGUACCAGGAGUCGCCGACUUUCUAUUUCCUUACCUCGGACUGCUUCGCUGAAUUGGAUCUGGGUUUGAAUCCUGAUGGAACACCGAAAAGCAUUCAAACCAUUGCAGAGGUGGUUGACAAGGAGUACUGUCUUGCUAAAAGGACGGAGAACCGGUACAACGUGCCGCGCGGUAUCAAGUUCUUUCAAGUGCGUGUAAAACCAGUGAGCGAGAGCACAAAUCUAUUAGCAAGAAAUCAGCAACAACAGCAGCAGCAACCGCAGCAGCAACAACAACAGCAGCAGCAACCGCAGCAGCAGCAACAACAGCAGCAGCAGCAGCAACCACAACAACAGCAGCAUGAACAGCAGCAGCAGCAGCAGCAUGAACAGCAGCAGCAGCAGCAACAACAACAACAACAACAACAACAACAUCCUCAACAACAACAAUAGUAAUCAUGUGCCCCGGUGGAAGGUGACCCCCAAGAUUCUUGCCUGGUUAGAAGCCCUGUAACCCUCGGAUCCACGUCUAAUGAACAAACCGUGCUUCGUCUUUCAUUCCCGGACGGUUCGUUUGAGUGACGUGGAUCCCCCGCUUAACAACGUCGUCGCGACCAUCCGUAAAUCCUCGGAUCAAGGCCAAAACCUGCCAGAGCCUGUAGACGCAUCUUUAAUGUCGGUGAGCAGGAGAACGAAGACCCAAGGAAUGAGGUAAAAUGCCGCGUCCAGGAUAUGAGCGACACGAAACAAGCGAUCAGACGAUCAGAAGGAUGCGCUGGCGUUUCAUUGUGAUAUAAGUAAUUUUUAACAAAAAAAAAGAAAAAGAAAAAAAGAAAAAAAAACGAGUGAAACAUAAUUGCCGAAUGCUGUGGUUAGCUGUGACGUGUAACGACAUUUGUAUUUCUUCUCAAUUUUUGUUUGUUUGUUUCACAUGAAAGCAUGUGAGAGUGCGUGAGAAAGAGAGAAAGUGAAAAAGAGAGAAAGAGUGGCAGUGACAGAAACCCGCGAACAUUAUUAUUAACGUCAUCGUACGUUUUUUCUUCGUGUAAUUCGAUAGGCU
Hylaeus anthracinus is the source of this 6702-nucleotide messenger RNA. RefSeq names its product RB1-inducible coiled-coil protein 1 (gene Atg17). Gene Ontology annotation, biological process: glycophagy; autophagy of mitochondrion; autophagosome assembly. Gene Ontology annotation, cellular component: phagophore assembly site membrane; Atg1/ULK1 kinase complex; extrinsic component of membrane. Gene Ontology annotation, molecular function: protein kinase binding; molecular adaptor activity. Bases 1725 to 6095 code for a protein of 1456 amino acids. NCBI's taxonomy places the organism in Eukaryota, Metazoa, Arthropoda, Insecta, Hymenoptera, Colletidae. The transcript has 9 exons. The record is from RefSeq and is a predicted model, not a curated record.